Molecule: messenger RNA, 3623 nt
Organism: Sesamum indicum (sesame)
Lineage: Eukaryota; Viridiplantae; Streptophyta; Magnoliopsida; Lamiales; Pedaliaceae
Source: RefSeq, a predicted model, not a curated record
GUAUGAAAUCCACAAAUUUGAAUUGACCCCUUGAACUGAUCCAUUCAAAAUCCGUCUCCUCUGUUUCAUCUUUGAAAUAAAACCCACUCUCCAACUGUUGCUGCAUUUCCUCUUUCGUCCCGCCAUUCAUUCUAACUACCAUUUUCUUUCCUCUUCAGGAACUGAUUCUCUGCUUUUUUUCUUUGUACUUGGUGUAAACUGCUUUUUCCUACUUGCAUUAAGACUCAGACACGCGCAGAAAUGCACUCAGAGAUAUUUAUGUGUUGACAGUUCGUGUAUUACGAGCGGCUGCGUGAAAGAGUUUCGUUUGUCUGGACCAGACCGGAGAAGAUUUUGUUUCUUUUCGUUUUUGUUGAUGAUGGAGUUUUUUCUUGCCAAAUUGGCCUCUGCAAAUUUUGUGAAAAGAUUCAUUCUUGCAAGCGUAUAUGCAAUUUUGGUUUUGACAUCUGCUGCUCAGCUUCUGCCUGAAGAUGAAGUUCUAGUUCUUCAGACAAUAUCGUCAAAGCUACAGAACAAAUACUGGAAUGUUAAUCAAAGCUCUUGCAUUGGGGCUAAUGGAUUUAACUUGACCUUUUGGUCUGAUGAAAUAUACAGCGGUGUCAAUUGUGAUUGUUCCUUUAAUAGCAGCACUGUAUGCCACGUUACCAACAUCCAGUUGAAGGGUCUCAAUUUAACUGGAAGUUUGCCUGCGGAAUUUGCAAAUCUUAGUCAUCUGCAAGAGAUGUCACUUCUUGGAAACCGUCUAGGUGGUACAAUCCCAGAGGAGAUUGGUGACAUCACCACUCUUGAAGAGCUGGUUUUGGAAGAUAAUCUGCUUGAAGGAAAUCUUCCGGCAAACCUGGGAAGUUUGAGCAACUUAAGGAGGCUCCUUCUUUCUGCUAAUAAUUUCAAUGGAACGAUACCAGCAACAUUUGUCAAUCUAAGUAACUUGACAGACUUUAGGAUAGAUGGGAGCAAAAUGUCUGGAAGCAUUCCUGAUUUUGUUGGAAACUGGACCAAACUAACAAGACUAGACAUUCAAGGAACAUCAAUGGAGGGUCCCGUUCCUGCUACAAUAUCCCAGUUGAAGAACUUGACAGAUUUGAGGAUAUCAGAUCUGAAGGGACCAAACACGAGAUUUCCCAGUUUGCAAGACAUGACAAACAUGCGUGAAUUGAUAUUAAGGAAUUGCUCAAUCAUUGGUGCAAUUCCACCAUACUUAGGAGACGUGAGUAGGCUAAAAACUCUAGAUCUCAGUUUCAACAUGUUGAAUGGAGAAAUCCCCAGCAAUCUCCAAGGGCUGGUGAAUCUGGACUUCUUGUUUUUGUCCCAUAACUCUCUGACGGGGGAGGUGCCUGGUUGGAUCCUGGAUAGCAGACAGAAGAAUAUGGAUCUAUCAUACAACAACUUCACACAAUCCAGUGUAGAAGGUUGCCAGUUCUCAAAUAUAAAUUUAGUUGCGAGCCACUCGACUUUAGCAAGCAACUCAAUCCCUUGGUGUUUGAGACCAGACCUCGCCUGCCCCGCAAACCCCAACCAUCACUCAUUGUUCAUAAACUGUGGAGGAAGAAGGAUUAACUUUGAAGGAAAUGAAUAUGAAGAGAACUUAAGUGAUGAAGGUCCAUCACACUUUGAAUCCUAUAAUAAUAGAUGGGCAUAUAGCAGCACAGGGACAUACAUGGGAAAUGACAGAGGCCGAUUUAUCGCAGCAAAUUAUUCUUCAAUGAUAUCACCAGUUGCAGAAAUUUACCAAACAGCUCGCCUUUCCCCUUCUUCACUCAAGUAUUACGGACUCUGCUUGCGCAAAGGUAGCUAUAGAGUGCGCCUUCAUUUUGCUGAAAUAAUGUAUGAUGAUAACUCCACCUUUACCAGCCUCGGAAGGAGGAUAUUCGAUGUAGCAAUCCAAGGGCAGGUGGUUUUGUCAGACUUUGAUAUUGCUCAGGAAGCUAAGGGUGUUAGGACAGGCAUUUACAGGGACUUUAACGUUCUUGUAAAUGGUAGUACCCUGGAGAUCCACUUGUACUGGACUGGAAAGGGGACAACGGCAAUUCCCGACAGGGGUGUAUAUGGACCCUUGAUAUCUGCAAUUGCUGUGACGCCAAACUUUGAUGUCAGUACAGGACUAUCUGUUGGAGCUAUUAUUGGAAUCGUUGUUUCUUCAUUUGUGCUGGCUGUGUUAUUGAUUUUACUUGUUCUCUGGAGGGGAGGGUGUCUGGGAAAAGAAGUUGAAGAUAAAGAACUUCGAGCACUUGACCUACAAACAGGUUAUUUUACCCUAAGACAGAUUAAAGCUGCUACACAUAACUUUGACAAUGCUAAUAAGAUUGGCGAAGGAGGAUUUGGUCCCGUCUACAAGGGUGUUCUGUCCGACGGAACAGUAAUAGCAGUUAAGCAGCUCUCUGCUAAGUCAAAACAAGGAAACCGAGAAUUUGUCAAUGAGAUCGGCAUGAUAUCUGCCCUACAACACCCCAACCUUGUCAAGCUCUUCGGUUGCUGUAUAGAAGGAAACCAGUUGCUCCUAAUAUACGAGUACCUGGAGAACAAUUGUCUGGCUCGAGCACUUUUUGGCCGUGAGGAACAAAGAUUAAACCUUGAUUGGCAAACGAGAAAGAAGAUAUGUAUAGGAAUAGCAAGAGGUCUUGCAUAUCUCCACGAGGAAUCAAGGUUGAAAAUUGUCCAUAGAGACAUAAAGGCUACCAAUGUUCUUCUGGAUAAAGAUCUAAAUGCUAAGAUAUCUGACUUUGGUUUGGCUAAGCUUGAUGAAGAAGAGAACACCCAUAUUAGCACACGAAUCGCUGGAACUGUAGGUUAUAUGGCUCCUGAGUAUGCUAUGAGGGGCUAUUUGACAGACAAAGCAGAUGUCUACAGCUUCGGAAUUGUUGCACUAGAAAUCGUCAGUGGCAAAAGCAACACUAAUUACAGGCCAAAAGAGGAGUUUGUGUACCUUCUUGAUUGGGCUUAUGUCCUGCAAGAGCAAGGAAAUCUCUUAGAACUUGUGGAUCCAAGUCUUGGCUUGAACUACUCUAAAGAAGAGGCGAUGCGGAUGUUGAACUUGGCACUCUUGUGUGCAAACCCAUCCCCGACUCUCAGACCUACCAUGUCUUCAGUGGUGAGCAUGCUUGAAGGGAAAAUUCCAGUUCAAGCACUGGUUGUCAAGCGUGGUGCAUUGAAUGAAGACAUCAGGUUUAAAGCCUUUGAGAUACUCUCACAGGAUAGCCAAACACGUGUCUCGACAUUUGCUCAGGAUGGCCGGGAACAGAGACGCGUCUCGAUGGAUGGACCGUGGAUCGACUCCUCAGUCUCCCUUUCCAGUAAAGAUGAAAGCCAGGAUCAUUCUUCAGCGAAUAGGCUUCUUCCAGAUCUUCAUGAUGUGAAAUUAGAUUGAUUUAUUAGUUUGUUUAUGCGGAAAUUGAAUUUGCUGUUACUGUUAACGACAUCUUUCAACCAUAAAUGUGAAAGAAACUUUUUUGCUUGAAAAUAGAUUGGCUUGGUUCAGAAUAUAGGAAAACUUUUGGCGUGAUUUUUACUGUAAAUCUGUUUAUAGAAGGUCUGAGCUGUUUGAUCUCAACGCUGUUAGAUUUCAUAAGAAAUUAUGAGUGUAAUCACCAACUUUUGAGGAAAUGCAGACUUCAAAUGAUGCAGAA